Molecule: messenger RNA, 414 nt
Organism: Abrus precatorius (Indian licorice)
Lineage: Eukaryota; Viridiplantae; Streptophyta; Magnoliopsida; Fabales; Fabaceae
Product: 50S ribosomal protein L18-like
Exons: 1
Coding region: 50-394 (114 amino acids)
Biological process (GO): translation
Cellular component (GO): ribosome
Molecular function (GO): structural constituent of ribosome; 5S rRNA binding
Source: RefSeq, a predicted model, not a curated record
GAAAAUAUUUAAAUAUAUACUUUAACAAAGAUUAUUUUGCAAAACAGACAUGGUUAUCCCACCUCCAGUCAGGCCUCCCAGGGUUAUAAAUUUUCUCAAACCUUAUGUUCUGAAGAUGCAUUUUACCAAUAAGUAUGUGAGUGCCCAGGUGAUUCAUACCCCAACUGCUACUGUGUCCUCUUCUGCAAGCUCACAAGAGAAAGCCUUGAGAUCAAGCUUGGAAACUACACGGGACGUGGCUGCAGCUGCAAAGAUUGGGAAGAUACUAGCAGAACGCCUUUUGGUUAAGGACAUACCUGCUGUUAGUGUUCACUUGAAGAGAGAGCAGAAGUAUCAUGGUAAGGUUAAAGCAGUGAUUGAUUCUCUCAGGGAAGCUGGCGUUAAGCUGCUUUGAGUUAUGAUUGUGUGUUUAUU